Messenger RNA from Alternaria atra, 1635 nucleotides. RefSeq lists its product as uncharacterized. Bases 1 to 1635 code for a protein of 544 amino acids. Gene Ontology annotation, cellular component: membrane. Gene Ontology annotation, molecular function: transmembrane transporter activity. Lineage: Eukaryota; Fungi; Ascomycota; Dothideomycetes; Pleosporales; Pleosporaceae. The transcript is spliced from 3 exons. The record is from RefSeq and is a predicted model, not a curated record. Gene Ontology annotation, biological process: transmembrane transport.
AUGGCGAAGAGCGUUUCCGUCACCGAAGGUGGUGGAGGAGGAGAUGGCGUCCGAAGACGAGCAUCGAUCAACGACCCUGGCGCCGACGCCGCCCUCGCGAAGAUGGGUUACCAGUCUGAACUCCCUCGGAACCUAUCCAUGCUGAGUGUUCUCGGCAUGUCGUUUGCCAUCAUGGCUGUUCCUUUCGGUCUUUCAACAACACUCUACAUCACGCUUACGGAUGGUCAAUCCGUGACUGUGCUUUAUGGCUGGAUCCUUGUUUCUCUCAUCUCCCUGGCUAUCGCUGCUUCGCUCGCGGAAAUCUGUGCCGUGUAUCCUACGGCCGGCGGCGUGUACUACUGGUCCGCUAUGCUAUCAACGCGCGAAUGGGCGCCCAUUGCCUCGUGGGUUACUGGCUGGCUCACUCUGGUUGGAAAUUGGACGGUUACGCUUUCGAUCAAUUUCUCAGGUGGCCAACUCAUUCUAUCCGCCAUCACGCUCUGGGACGAGGACUUUGUGCCGAAUCAAUGGCAGACGGUGCUUGCGUUUUGGGCUGUCAUGCUCAUUUGCAUGAGUGUGAAUAUCUUCGGUGCCAAGUAUCUGGAUUUGAUCAACAAGAUAUGUAUCUACUGGACAGCGACAAGUGUGGUGGUUAUUAUGGUUGUGUUGUUGAGUAUGGCGGACAAUAAGAGGGAUGCCGACUUCGUGUUUACGCAUUAUGAUGCCAGUCAGAGUGGAUGGCCAUCGGGAUGGGCCUUCUUCGUCGGCCUUCUCCAGGCUGCGUACACGUUGACUGGUUACGGUAUGGUUGCAGCCAUGUGCGAAGAAGUAUCAAACCCGUCACGCGAGGUUCCCAAAGCCAUCGUUCUCUCCGUCGCUGCGGCUGGUGUUACGGGAGUCAUCUACCUGAUUCCCAUCCUCUUUGUUCUUCCUGAUGUACAACUGCUCCUCGAUGUCGCCAACGGACAACCCAUCGGCCUGCUCUUCAAGACGGUCACCGGCAGUGCAGGCGGCGGCUUCGGACUCCUUUUCCUCAUCCUCGGCAUUCUCUUCUUCGCGGGCACUGGCGCACUGACCGCUGCAUCCCGCUGCACUUACGCCUUCGCCCGCGACGGCGCAAUUCCCGGUUCUCGACUCUGGGCCAAAUCCUCUCCACAGUCGUUGACUGUCUUCUCGGCCUCAUCUACUUCGGCCUCGGCAGCAUUCAACUCCUUCACCGGAGUCGCCACAAUCUGCCUGUCCACAUCCUACGGCAUGCCCAUUCUCAUCUCUGUGCUGCGCGGCCGCAGAGCAGUCAAGCACUCAACGUUCUCACUCGGCCGCUUCGGCUACGCUAUCAACGUUGCUAUGAUCGCUUGGAUCUGCCUCGCAGUCGUGCUCUUCUGUAUGCCGGUUAGUCUACCCGUCGAGGCGGCUACUAUGAACUACGCGAGUGUUGUAUUCGCGGGUUUCGCAGCGAUCAGCGUGGGGUGGUAUUUCAUCCGGGGUAGGAAGGAAUUUUCAGGACCGCCUGUGCCGACGGAUGUUGAGCCUGGUGAGGAGGGCGUUGUUGCGGGAUUGGCGGUGCAGGAUAGUAGGCAGGAUGUUGAGGGCAGGGGGGAUAAAGAUAAGGUUGUUGAUGGAAGUCCUAAGAGUGAGCAUAGUAAGGUUUAUUGA